AUGGAGCAAACACCCGUUGCCAUUGUUGGAGCAGGGCCAUCAGGUCUCGCACUCGGCCUUACUCUAGCCAAUCAUGAAAUUAAUUCCAUCAUUCUUGAGAAGGAAGCCGGUAUCACAGAAGAUCCCCGGGGCGUGUUUCUCGCAGGUGAUGCUGUUCGAAUUUUGUACAGCCUUGGAAUAGCCGACGAGGAGAUGGCCAUCAUUGGACAUCAAGUCGAAGACGUCAAUUUUCACCGGACCAGCUUCAAACAAACUCCCUUCUAUCAAUUGGAUAUUAGACGGGAUGGCCUCAAGCAGACUGUGCCGGACGGUAUUCUGCAAUCCCAACCCAAACUUGAGGCGGCUUUGCGAGACAAGGUCAACCAGUCAAAAUUUUGCGAUUUGAGAGAGAACUGCGAAGUGGUAUCCAGGAUCGAAGUGGACGAUGGUGCGAUUGUCGAGUACACCACAGACGGCACAACCAAGAGAGUCAAAUGCUCCUUCCUGGUGGGCGCAGACGGCAAGAGGGGUGUCGUGCGCAAACACUUUCUUGAGAAGCAAGCGAAUAUCAAACAGAGCACUGGAUUGAUGCAAUAUGAAGGGUGUUGGGUUGCCUCCAACCUCAAACUGUCGCCUCCCACCCCCGCAACACACCCGGACUUUCCACUCUGGCGGUUUGGAUAUACACCAGAAGAUGUUUAUGACUUGUUUUGGCCCAAAGGAUGGCAUUUUUGUUGUCCUCCCGGUAAGCCAACAGCAGCCGGACGGUUUGGACCCCAUCGCGACAGAUUCUGGCGUCAUGAGUUCAGGGAACCAGACUGGAAUGACUCGAUGGACGCCGAAGCGUUGUUGUGGGAGCACAUCACACCGAUGAUCACCCAUGACCGUGACGGCUCGAGAUCUUUCGGACAGUCGGUCACAUUUCCACGCGACUGCAUCGAAAUUGUGCGUUGCCGACCCUUCACGUUCACCCAAAGGGUCGUUAACAAAUGGCAUCACAAACGCAUCAUCCUCAUUGGGGACGCCGCACACGUCUUUCCUCCAUUCGGUGGCCAAGGUAUCGCUUGUGGUGUGCGUGAUGCUCAUGGGUUGGGUUGGCGUUUGGCAGUUCUGAUCCGACAGCCGAAUGUAAAGGACUCUCUGCGCGACGAAAUGCUCAAUGCAUGGGCGAGUGAACGCCGCCAGGGGGUGGACGAUUCGACCAGACUCACGAUGAUGAAUGGCGAGCUUUGCAACGAAGAACCCAGUUGGAAAUUCUUCACCAUGCGGAUGAUGAUGGGUCUCAUGUAUUAUCUCCCCCUCGGUUUCCAACAUCCCCUGGAGCGUGCGGAGCGAAACGGAUUUCGACCAACGAAAAAUGGAUGCUACCUGGCAGAAUUCAACGGGGGAGGCAAAGUGGCGCAGGUAUAUCUUCGAUCCAACACGCGUGGCAUCAUUCUGUCCGAUGAAGCAUUAAAGAGAGGACCUUCGGCUAUGACACUGCUGGUCAUUGGAAACUUCGACGCCAAUGAGAGCGCUGAAAUCACACGGGUCCUGCGAGAUGCCAACCUUUCGGAGUCACUACUCUCGGAGAAAUCCCUGGUCUUCAUCGAGUCGACACUGUCAAACCACACGGCCAUCCAGAGUCCCGAGAGAUUUGUUGUACCUGCUCAGUCGGAGCUCGUUGGACAUCCGACACGUCCAGGAUACGAUGCCGAUGCAUACGUCUCAUAUUUGGGAUGGGGAACUAAAUACGCCAUAAUCCGACCCGAUUAUAUUGUCUUUGCCACCGCCCGCACGCUCACGCAGCUGCAAGACUGCAUCCGAUUGCUGAAGGAACGUUGUGAUCCUCCGAACUAG
Molecule: messenger RNA, 1818 nt
Organism: Rhinocladiella mackenziei CBS 650.93
Lineage: Eukaryota; Fungi; Ascomycota; Eurotiomycetes; Chaetothyriales; Herpotrichiellaceae
Exons: 4
Coding region: 1-1818 (605 amino acids)
Molecular function (GO): FAD binding
Source: RefSeq, a predicted model, not a curated record